Asterias rubens (European starfish) is the source of this 3356-nucleotide messenger RNA. RefSeq names its product mitofusin-2-like. Gene Ontology annotation, molecular function: GTPase activity; GTP binding. The record is from RefSeq and is a predicted model, not a curated record. Bases 105 to 2351 code for a protein of 748 amino acids. Gene Ontology annotation, cellular component: mitochondrial outer membrane. Lineage: Eukaryota; Metazoa; Echinodermata; Asteroidea; Forcipulatida; Asteriidae. The transcript is spliced from 18 exons. Gene Ontology annotation, biological process: mitochondrion localization; mitochondrial fusion.
GUAAUGCACGAUUUUGUCAUGGGUAAUGUAACGUUAGGUUGCCCAUCGGAACUGUGCUGAAAUUCGGCCAAAGAUUACAAAUUUUCCUCUUCCAAAUACAAAUAAUGAUGUCAGGUCAUUUCAAGCGUGCCAACUCCACAGUCACCAAGCCCUUUGUCUCCAUGGAGCCAGAGACGAGUCACAACAAUAGCAGCACACCUCUCCGUCUCUUUGUAGACGCCAAGAAGAAAAUCAAUGAGAUCUUCGGAGAGGUUGCAUCGCACAUGAAGGAGGGCCAAGAAUUCAUCAUUGGAAUACCAAGCGAGCUUCAUGUUGUCUCGAGUGAUCAUCAAGAGAAAGUAAAUGAGUCCUACAACCAGGUUCAGGGAAUCCGUGAGGUGCUAGCCAGGGACCACAUGAAGGUGGCCUUUUUUGGCAGAACAAGUAAUGGGAAGAGCAGUGUAGUGAAUGCUAUGCUGAGAGAUAAGGUGCUACCUACGGGCAUAGGACAUACUACAGACUGCUUCCUGUGCGUUGAAGGCAGCGAUACCACAGAACCAUAUCUUCAAGUUGGAGAUUCCGAACAAAAACUCAGCGUAAAGUCUGUAGGUCAGAUUGCCAAUGCUUUAUCUGAUGAGAGGAUAUGUGAUCAGAGUAGUUUUGUCAAGGUGUGCUGGCCAAAGUCACGCUGUCAUCUCCUGCAAAAUGACGUCGUUUUCCUUGACAGUCCUGGUAUCGACGUUGAGCCCAAUUUAGAUGAUUGGAUUGAUAAAUACUGUAUGGAUGCCGAUGUGUUUGUUCUGGUCUCCAAUGCUGAGUCCACCUUAAUGAGAACGGAGAAAAGCUUCUUUCAUAAGGUCAGUGAGAAGCUGUCUAAACCAAAUAUCUUCAUUUUGAAUAAUCGCUGGGAUGCUUCAGCAAAUGAGCCUGAAAUGGAAGCAGUAAAGAAGCAGCAUUUACAGAGAGACAUUGAGUUCCUUGUAGAUGAGCUGAAGGUAGUAACGAGACAACAAGCAGAGGACAGAGUUUUCUUCGUCUCGGCUAAAGAAGCUCUCAUCACCCGUAUCCCUAAGCCAGCACACACACCAGAUUCGAGUGGACCUCUUGCAGAUGGGUUUCAGGCUAGACUGUUUGCCUUUGAGAAUUUUGAACGUAAAUUUGAGGAAUGUAUAUCACACUCUGCAGUUGUAACCAAGUUUGAGCAACAUGCUAAGCAGGGUAAGCAGAUUGUGACGUCUACACAAGACAUCUUAGAUGAAGCACUUCAGGCAUCGUCUCAAAAACGGGCGACGUGUAUAGAGAAACGUAAAGACCGAACUGACAGACUGGAAUAUGUUACAACCCAACUGAAGCUGCUCACCGGAGAAUGCAAAGAGAAAAUUAAGGAUACAGCUGAACAGGCCGAGACCAAGGUAUCAGCGGCCAUGACAGAUGAGAUCCGAAAGUUAUCUCUCCUAGUGGACCAGUUUGAUCGAUCAUUCCAUUCAGACGCGCUCGUUGUUAAAGUCUACAAAGAGGAGUUGCAGAAGCAUUUAGAGGCAGGUCUUGGUCGUAAUCUAGACGCUCGGUGCUCCUCAGCUGUUAUGCAUGAUGUCCAUCAGAUCCAAACACAGAUGACAGACGGUAUGUCGGCCCUCCUCCCCGACGAGUCCAAGGAGCAGAUGGGAAGCCUCCUCUUCAGACGAGACUUUGAUUUGAGCUAUCGCUUGGACUGCCAGCAUCUCUUUGCCGACUUCUCCGAGAACGUAGAGUUUCAUUUCUCACUCGGCUUCACUGCUCUCAUGAACCGCUUCCUGGGGCCCAAGAACACCAGGGUGGCCAUGGCUGGCUUCGCUAACGCGAUUCCACGCCCUUUUCCAAAUGCUGACGUAGCAGGUGCCACCAAAAAUGAAGAAGAUAUGACAGUUGCCAUGGUGACAGGAUUAGCGUCUCUGACAUCACGUACCUCAAUGGGGCUGAUGAUUGUCGUUGGCAUUGUUUGGAAAGCGGUUGGUUGGCGAGUGCUUGCAGUUGGGGGCGGUCUUUACUCCCUCCUGUACGUCUAUGAGCGUUUGACGUGGACCAAUAAAGCCAAGGAGAAGGCUUUCAAGCAGCAGUUUGUGCAAUACGCCUCAGAGAAGCUGAAACUAUUGGUCAACUUCACCAGUGCAAAUCUUAGCCAUCAAAUUCAACAGGAGCUGUCCGGCACCUUUUCCCGUCUAUGCCUUGAGGUUGACAACUCCCGUGACACACUGAAGAAAGAGUUGAUCCAACUGGAAGCAGAGAGUCAGAAACUGGAAGCGAUGAUGUCAAGAGCCAAAGUCUUAAGGAACAAGGCAGGAUGGCUGGACAGUGAAUUAGAUCGCUACAUCCGGACAUACCUACAACACUGACGAGCAAGAGAUGGAUACUUUAAGAUAAACACGGCAUUGAGGAGUAAAGUGGCACAGCAUUGGUAUUUGAAGAGGACGUUCUUUCCAAGCCUCUAGUAUUAAAGAAAGAUAACAUUACCCUCUGACAAACUGUCGUCAUUUCGGCUGCAGAUGUUACGGAAAAAGAUGAAUUUACAAGUAACAUGUGAGAUGGGAUCACGCAAUAUGAGUGGUUUGUCGACCCAGGUAAUUUUGUCUUUUUUUGUUACACAUUUGAGAAAUAAAUACACGAAUUACGGUUUACCAUUACACACAAUGGACAGUUAAUAUUGGAAACCAAGACCUAAAUUGUGUAUUGAUUAUAUGCAGCACACGCUGGUAAAAAACAUGGCGUCACGACCUUCGUCUUUUUUUAAACUGGGAGAAUAAGGUUUCAAGCUCAUUUGAUUUAUUACAAACCGGUAGGAGCGACUAUCGUACAAGAAGUAGGGUCUCAUCUCUGCAACAAAUAUUCUGGGGAAGUAUAUUUUUGAGUUUGUAGGCUUUUACUAGACUCUUACGCUAGUGACUGGUCGCUAGUGACGCUAAAUCCCUUAAAACAAACUUUGUAACAAGAUGAUUACAAAUCGAAUGGUCGCACAGAAUGUGUAAGAGGACUCUUAUGGGUGCUAUUGUGACAUCUUUUUUGGGGCGUCGCCAUUUGCAAACAACGAGUAAACAGUUAAUCUGUCCAUAUGAUCAAUUUAUCACUAAAAUAAAUGGUUCAUGAGAGGGUUUAUUCUUAAAGGUAGUCAGUGAAACUUUUAAGUGUCAUACAAUCAUUGACUUCAACUGCAUGCUAUAUAUUACUUUAAAAUAUUUGUGCAAAUUGGCACCACUGUCCACAGAACCAACAGUUUACAUUUGUGUCUACUGUUUAGAGCACUCAUCAGAUAAUAUUAUGUAUAUUCUGGCAUAUUGUUUUUAUUAAUUUUGGUUUUUAACCAUACACCGAUGUGUGUUUGCAUGCACUGUUAACUCGGUACU